Haemonchus placei is the source of this 1035-nucleotide messenger RNA. The record is from the annotation of a GenBank genome assembly. NCBI's taxonomy places the organism in Eukaryota, Metazoa, Nematoda, Chromadorea, Rhabditida, Trichostrongylidae.
AUGCUACGGCGUCCGCUGGACUCGCAAGGCCCGGACACGUUCUGGAACCUGCUUGAUGAAAAGACAGCUGAAGUACCGUUACAAGAAGCCAUAGUUGUCGCAUGUGACCUCAACGGUCACGUGGGCGCUACGAAAGACGGUUAUAGCUGCCAUGGCGGUUUCGGGUAUGGGUCACGUAACACUGAUGGCGAGCGAAUUCUCGAAUAUGCAGACUCGCAUAAUCUCGCCAUUGUAAACACUAGAUUUCGCAAACGUGACUCUCAUCUCAUCACCUUCUAUAGCGGUGAGAACAGAUCACAAAUUGAUUUUGUCUUUGUCAGGCGAUCAGUGGCUCGUAACAGAAACGAAGACAGUGAAACGGUUGCAACACAACACCGACCACUGAUUUGUACGUUAAAGAUCGCUCCGCUGAAACCGAAAUUAGCGGAAAGGAGUAGGCCAACAAGAAUCAAGUGGUGGCGACUGAAAGAGAAAGAAGCGGCCGUCGCUUCCAGCAUUCUCUUACCAGCGGUAACGACUGUCGACGAAACUUGGAAGGGAGCUGCGAAAGCGAUAACCCGGGUUGCGCGGUCGAAGCUCGGCGCGAUCAAGCCUGGAUGGCGAAAGCUCGAUAAGCAAAUGUGGCUGUGGACGGACCAUGUCAGGGAUAAAGUCCGUGGGAAGAAAAAACAGUACCACGCUUUCCUUAUCGAAAAGACGACUGUUAAGUGGCAACACUAUCAGAUAGCGAAGAAAGAGGCGAAGAAUGUCGUUGCUUCUGAGAAGGCAGCUCAUUGUGCCGAUCUUAAUAAGAAAUUCGAGUCUCGGGAUGGUGAGCGGUACGUUUACCGACUCGCAAAGACUCGCAAUCGCCGGACCGAGGAUAUUGAAAAGUUCUUCGGCAUAAAUGACGAGAACGGUCACCUCUUGACGGACCGCAAGCAAACACUGAAACGAUGGCGAGAGUACUUCGAAAACAUCUCGACAGUCGAAUUUGCUCAUCCCGCCAUCCCUUGCGCCCCGCCAGGAUACGGUCCUGUCCAGAAGAUGACCUGA